Oryzias latipes (Japanese medaka) is the source of this 2965-nucleotide messenger RNA. It is a transcript of the gene klhl23, whose product is annotated as kelch-like family member 23. Gene Ontology annotation, molecular function: protein binding. The record is from RefSeq and is a predicted model, not a curated record. Lineage: Eukaryota; Metazoa; Chordata; Actinopteri; Beloniformes; Adrianichthyidae.
GCAGGGCGCACGGUGCCGUUAAUCCACAGGAUUAGGUAAAGCUUCGGCCGCAUUAAAUGACACGUUCAGAAUACCAUGGCGACGACUAGACUGGGAGGAAAAAUCGUGAAUGGGUCAUUUGAAUGGUUUCUUCUUCUCCUCCUGAUCUGUAUCCAGUUCGUGUUCAGUGAGCGGCUCCGCUCCUUCUACUAAUGCGCCGUCCGUGAGCGCGUCAUGAGACUGGACUGAUAUUUAUAGGCACUGAGAGAAAAUAGCGGUGUGAGAGGGAUUCCUCUGAAGGGCUGCUUGGCUUUGUCAAGGACCAGGACACCAGAGCGCAGGGCAGGGAGGAGAUGAUGAGGGGGGGAUGGCCACUGCGCUCAAAUAGCCUACCAAAAUAGGACCGAUGCGCCUGCAGCCAUGAUCUAAAUUGAGGUUCAUGUUUGAACUGGAAGAGGGGGCGUUUGGAAGGGAGAGGACAAAAGCGCGAUCCAUCCAUGGAAGAAGUUUAGAGGAUAUCAUGAUGUCACAAACCACUAAAGAGAUCUACACAUUUGAUUUCUGUGAUGGGGAGCACGCGGCUCACCUUUUGGAUGCGCUCCGGCAUUUCUACGUGGGCGGCUUGUUCACUGACGUGAGCUUGCAGUGUGGUGAAUCCGGAGAGGUGUUUCCCUGUCACAGAGCCCUUCUGGCAGCCCGCAGCUCUUAUUUUAAAGUCAUGUUUACAGCUGAUAUGAGGGAAAGAUCCAACAGCUUCAUCAAGCUGACUGGAGUGGACUGCGCAGCUCUGCGCGCUCUGCUGGAUUAUGUUUACACCGCGCAGGUGCGCAUCACUGACAGGACCGUGCAGAGCCUGCUGGAGGCUGCGGACCUCCUUCAGUUCACCUCUGUUAAACAAGCAUGUGAGGACUUCCUCAUUCGCCUCAUGGACGUGGACAACUGUCUGGGCAUGCACGCGUUUGCUGAGCUGCACCUGUGCACCAAGCUGGAAAGGGAGGCACGGAGACUGAUGCUGAGCAGAUUCACAGAACUCACCGAUCAAGAGGAGUUCCUGGAUUUGGACUUUGAGAAAGUGAGGUCAGUUCUUUCUACUCAGAGCAUCACUGCACAGAGAGAUGAAGAUCUCAUUGGUGCUAUUGUGAAGUGGGUCACUCAUAGGUUGGAUGACCGUGUCCCCUAUGUGUUAAAGCUCCUGCACUGCAUGGAUCUGGAUCUGGAUGAGAUUUAUUUCAGAUCUUCAUUAGAAGUGUACAGACAGUACCUGUCAAAAGAUGAUGGGAAGCUGAGGUCCGUCAUCUUUCAGGCUUUGAGAUCCAAUGGCAAAGAAAUCUCCACAAGAAUAAAAAUAUCCUCCAGCGUGUAUAUCAUCGGAGGAUACUACUGGCACCCUCUUUGUGAGGUGCACAUCUGGGAUCCUAUCAGCAACACAUGGGUACAAGGCAAAGAUAUUCCUGACUACGAAAGAGAAAGCUACAGCGUCACCCUGCUUGGAGCAAACAUUUAUGUGACCGGGGGCUACAGAACAAAUACAGUGGAGGCCCUGGACAGUGUUUCUAUCUAUAACUGUGAUUCUGAUGAAUGGAGCAAAGGUUGCCCCAUGAUCACAGCCAGGUACUAUCACUCCUCUGUGGCUCUGCGUGGCUGUAUUUAUGUCUUGGGAGGAUACAGAGCAGGAGCUCCGGAGCGGGAGACUGAAUUUUAUGAUCCUUUAAAAAAGAAAUGGUUUUCUGUCUCCAAAAUGAUUCAAGGUGUAGGGAAUGCCACUGCUUGCACAGUUGCAGAGAAAAUCUAUGUGACUGGAGGCCACUAUGGAUACAGAGGAAGCUGCACAUAUGAGAACAUCCAGAUGUACAACCCUGAUACUAACGAAUGGAGUAUCAUUACGAUGAGUCCCCAUCCAGAGCACGGGCUGUGUUCUGUGUCCCUGAACAACAAGCUAUUUUUAAUGGGUGGGCAGACGGCCGUCGCAGACUGCUACGACACGGAGAAAGAUGAAUGGAAGCCUGUAUCCAUGAUGAAUGAGAGGAGAAUGGAGUGUGGAGCUGUGGUAAUAAAUGGAUCUAUAUAUGUGACAGGAGGAUAUUCCUACUCCAAAGGGACGUACCUGGAAAGCAUUGAGAAAUACGACCCGGACUUGGACUCAUGGAAGAUUGUGGGUUCUCUUCCAAGCCCUACCAGGUCCCAUGGAUGUGUUUCCAUUCUUGGUAUUCACUGACAAGCCUUUGCUGUUGUGCCAGAUUGAUCAAAUAGUAUAUUCCCUAUGCAAUAUUGUAGGAAUAUUUUUGUACUCUUAUACAGAACUUUAUUUUCUUUCUUUCAGGAAGUAUUUGCUAAAUAUUCAGUUAGUUUGUUGUUACUAAGGGUGUAUUCAGACUGGGGAAACCGUUUGGUCCAGACCCGGUCCGCUUAAUCUGGCACGGAUCGAGUCCUUGGUCUGUAUACAGGCUCCCGUCAAGGGGACGUCCCUGUUCCGUACAAAAGCUUGUAAACAAAACCAUGUGGCUAAAGAUUUCUUCAGGGAUAAAUUAUGGAAGUCCCGUGCUCUUAAUUCAUUCAAACUUUAUAUUUCGUUGACAAAUUUUGCACAUCUGUUUCAACAUCAGGCUCAACCCUUUUUACUCGCUUCUUUGGUCCGGUGGAGGUGUGUUGCAGGGCUGGUUACUGGCAAGAAGACAGUUAAGAAGGUAUGCUAAUAAGUGUUCAUGACACAUAGAUUGUCAGGAAAACAGUGAGAAAAUCAAUGCGUGUCAUGCUAAAAAUUGUUUUGAUGAGUGUGAAUUCAUCCAAUCACAUUUCAAUGAGUUGGUGUGUCUCAUCGUUGUGCUGUUAAGACAUUGAUUUAAGAGAAUUCUGUCAACGAACUACAAAGUAGCUUUUAGGAUGACAUUACAGCAGCACCUGUCGGGCAUGUGCAGCAUAACAAGACAAAGAGAAGCAUGUAAAAAGUGUUUCUAACUGUGUUAAAAUAAACAUUCUAACAAAUAAA